AUGUCCGAAAAGGUCCGAAAAGCCCAGGAGGCGCCGGGCUACCGUAAUCCACCAGCUCAAGCUUUUUUUGGUGGACCGAAAUCGCCCGGGCGGCUGAUAAGCGUGACGGCCGGCGCUGCGAAUACCGAUGGUUCCCUGAACGAUGUGAAAGCCGGGAAAAUCGUCGCCGGCAAGGAGCCGGAGUUGACUUUAAAGCUCCUCCAAAAGUUCGCCCAAGAAGCCCGGCAACACCGCGACGGCUCCGCCGGCAGCAAUAAGGAGAAUAAGAAAAAGUCUUCUUCUAAGGAGAAGAAGGAAUCCUCCAAAUCAUCUUCAAAAUCAACAGAAAAAUCAUCAACAAAAGAUGCGGAGAAGAAGAGUAAAACUCGGGACAAAUCAAAAGAGCCCGAACCUAAAGAAAAGGAGAAAGACAAAACGAGAAGCAAGUCCAAGCAGCGGGACUCGAAAUCAAAGACGAAAGAAGCGGAUACCAAGCCCGACAAAGAACGCUCGAAAAGCAAGGAAAAGUCAUCAACGAAGGAUAAGGAAAAAAAGAGCUCAAAAUCCGACAAGGAAAAGAAGGAGAAGAGCGCAAAGAAGCCGAAAAUUGAGGAGCAGAUGCCAGCGUCAAGAAGAGGUUCUGUAGCCCGGGUACCAGAGCCAGGACCGGCUUUCGAGCACGUCGAACAGGAAACGCACUUGGAUAGUCAUGACGAAGAACAAUCAGCAACGGCAAAAACAGAGGAUAGCGGAUUCGGCACGGAAAUGGAUCGCACGAUCAGCCCCAGGCCGCCACCCCCGGAACUGAGAGAGCAAACGAGAAUUGGAACGAGUAUGGGUCGGCCUCAAACAUCAAUGGGACGGCCUGGAACUGCCGCUGCGAGAGCUGCACCUCCAAAACUGAAGAAGAAGCAGAUUCUGGAAAUUGAGGAGAAGCCGCAGGUUGUCGAGCCUAAAACCGAAAUCUUCACUGAAACACCAGCUGCGAACCAAGUGGAAGAGGACUUUUUGGUGGAAGAAGAAGAAGCUAGACAGGAAGUGGCAAAAGAGGAGUUUGACCCUAACGCUGAACAUGGAGGCCUUGUAACCCGAAUUAUGGAAACGCGAGAGCAAUUGGAUGAUGGUCAAGGGAGAAUGGAGCACGACGACAUAGAUGACGGGGAGAUGGCAAGGCAGAGGAGUCAUGUCGAAAACCUCCAGAAAAAUCUCCAAAGAGUCACGCAGACAGCCUUUCCGCUGGCAAAACUGUUCGAUUUUGCACAG
Messenger RNA from Mesorhabditis spiculigera, 1242 nucleotides. Lineage: Eukaryota; Metazoa; Nematoda; Chromadorea; Rhabditida; Rhabditidae. The record is from the annotation of a GenBank genome assembly.